AUGGAGAUGGAGCUUCAUCGCCAAAUAUGGAAAUUAGCUGGCAUAAGGCCCUUCACAUGGAAUGGAGCUUCAUCUGAAGUUGAAAAUGUGGUCAGCUUAAAGACAAUUUGGUUUCUGGUUGGUUUUGUGAACCUUGUGUAUCAAAAUUUUGGUUUGGUGAUGUUUUUACUACUACCGCAAUCGUUUCACUCCGAUGAAAUCGAUGAGCAGGAACAAAUAGCUAAAAUUGCUGAAACUAUAAGCAUUAUGUGCCUUACAUUUGUCUGUGUUUGUUACAUUUGGACAACAUUUUGGCAUGGAAAACGAUUUUCUAUUCUUAUGGAGCAGUUUCAGCUCAUAUUCCCAAGUACCUGUGUACAACAGCAGCAAAUCAAGUACAGAUUUAACCAAUGCGGAACAACUGCCGGUUUUUACCGUGUACAGUAUUAUUAUGAGAAAUCACAACUUUUGAUGAGAGUGACAAAACUUUUUUUUAUGUCUGCAAUGAUCUAUUACAACUCUCUGCCAAUAGUUGAACUGACUUAUGAGGCAUUCUGGCCGAAUAAUAUUGUAAAGUAUCGUUACCAAUCGAAUACGUGGUACAUGUGGCAAAGUAUCGAGAAUCAAAAAUCUCUUGUUUCGUUUGUGGUUGCGUACUUCUGUCAGAUGUUUUCAUCCAUCAUUGGAGUUUCCUUUAUAAUGGCGGUUAAGUUUAUGCUGUGUUUCUUCAUAACUCAGAUGCAAAUGCAUUUCGAUUUCUUGGCAAAUGCAUUGGAGAAUUUGGAUGCCACCCAGCAGAACGCCAAUGAACGGCUUAAAUUCAUAAUUAAUUAUCAUAAUCGAUUACUUGAUUUAUCACGAGAAAUGAAUAACAUUUUCAAUGUCACAUUUUUGGUUAACUUUUUCACUUCAUCAAUUGCAAUGUGCUUAAUGGGAUUUUCUAUGUUGAUGAUUAGCUUAGCCCACGCCUUUAAAUACUUUGUUGGUCUUUUGACUUUCAUCGUAUUUACCUUCUUCAUAUGCUAUCAAGGUAGUGAGCUAACAAGCGCAAGUGAAAAAUUGAGAAAUGCUGCGUUCCAUAGUAAUUGGUAUGAGGGGAACUUGCCGUAUCGCAAAAUGAUAUUAUUUUUUAUAAUGCGAUCGGAGAAACCUACUGUUCUAAGCAUUCAUAAAUUUACUGCAGUGUCCAUGCCAACAUUUAUGGCGGUUUUAAAAUUGUCAUAUCAACUGUUUUCGGUCUUUCGUGCAACUGCUUAA
Teleopsis dalmanni is the source of this 1236-nucleotide messenger RNA. Its product is annotated as putative odorant receptor 69a. Gene Ontology annotation, biological process: sensory perception of smell; detection of chemical stimulus involved in sensory perception of smell. The record is from RefSeq and is a predicted model, not a curated record. Lineage: Eukaryota; Metazoa; Arthropoda; Insecta; Diptera; Diopsidae. Gene Ontology annotation, cellular component: plasma membrane. Bases 1 to 1236 code for a protein of 411 amino acids. The transcript is spliced from 6 exons. Gene Ontology annotation, molecular function: odorant binding; olfactory receptor activity.